AUGUGUAUGUCUGAAAGUUUAACUAAAUUAAAAGUUAAUGUCAAAGAUUUUGAUGAUUGCCUUUAUCUUCUUGAUUCCAAUCUCGAAUGCUUAUCGAAAUUAAUUAUUAAUGUGGAACAUAUUGGACCUAAAGAAAAUGUUACGCUUGCCACAAAAAAACUUCCUAAAUUGAAAUAUUUUUCAUUGUGCUCGAUUUAUGAAACAUUUAAUUAUGAUGAGAGAAUUAUUCCAUUACUCCAUCGAAUGAUAAAUCUUGAAGAAUUGAUAUUGUUUUUGUCUGUAGUAAAAUUUAGCUCAGAUGUUAUUGAUGGUAUUCAAUUACAUGAUGAAAUUCUUGUUCAUAUGCCACGAUUAAAUAAAUAUACUUUCAGUAUAAAUACAGACCUUCUUAUCGAAAAUGAUAUAAAAACUGUUAUUACAACAAAAGAAGACAUUCAACAUAGUUUCAUUGGUAAAGAAUUUGAACAAGUUCAAGUUGGUUCAUAUGUUUAUUAUAAACGAUUGUGUUCCAUAAUUGAAUAA
Rotaria sp. Silwood1 is the source of this 522-nucleotide messenger RNA. The record is from the annotation of a GenBank genome assembly. NCBI's taxonomy places the organism in Eukaryota, Metazoa, Rotifera, Eurotatoria, Philodinida, Philodinidae.